UACAGCGAGAUUUCAUCCUCCAUUACAGAAAACGGCAAUCUCAUCGUGGUUUUGUUUAUCUUCUGAAAAUUCGCAGGAACCGUAGACACAAAACUGAUUGGCUUUGAAACAGAGAAAUGGAUUCACAUAUGAAUGAACUUUAUGGAAAUAAUGGACCGAAACAAGUUCACUUCAGUCCCUAUGCUUUCAAUGGAGGGACUGUAUUAGCUGUAGCUGGUGAAGAUUUCGCUGUUGUUGCUUCUGAUACCCGACUAAGUGAAGGCUUCUCAAUCCAUUCUCGGGACACACCAAAAACAUAUAAAUUAAGUGACAAGACUGUUUUAGGUAGUUGUGGUUUCCAUGGAGAUGUCUUAACAUUAACAAAAGUAAUUGGAGCUAGACUAAAAAUGUUUGAACAUAGCCAUAAUAAGAAGAUGAGUACAUCAUCAAUAGCUGCCAUGUUAUCUACUAUGUUAUAUUAUAAAAGAUUUUUUCCUUAUUAUGUUUAUAAUAUUAUUGGUGGUAUAGACGAUGAAGGUAAAGGAUGUGUUUAUAGCUUUGAUCCUGUAGGAUCGUAUGAAAGAGAAGCUUACAGAGCUGGUGGUUCAGCUAGUUCAAUGUUACAGCCUUUACUGGAUAAUCAGAUUGGUUUUAAAAAUCAAGAAGGUGCCACGGUUGUCCCCCUUAGCAAAGAAAAAGCUGUAGCCUUGGUUAAAGAUGUGUUUAUCUCAGCAGCUGAAAGAGACAUAUACACAGGGGAUGCCAUUAUAGUCCAGGUUGUCACAAAAGAUGGUGUAAAAACAGAACAAUUUCCAUUGCGUAAAGAUUAAAAUUCAAAUCAUCCAGUCAUCUUGGUCAUUAAACAUUGGUGCAGAUAUUCAAACCAUUAGCUAUAUAUGUAUUUGUUAAGACAUUUCACUGUAUAUAAUAAAUAUUAUUAAUAUCAAAA
Patella vulgata (common limpet) is the source of this 928-nucleotide messenger RNA. RefSeq names its product proteasome subunit beta type-1. Lineage: Eukaryota; Metazoa; Mollusca; Gastropoda; Patellidae. The coding region runs from base 117 to 809 and encodes 230 amino acids. Gene Ontology annotation, cellular component: proteasome core complex. The record is from RefSeq and is a predicted model, not a curated record. The transcript is spliced from 6 exons.